AUGAAAGCGACCACCAAUGGUCUGGGUGCUAUCGGUGGAGAACGCCUGAUUUCUACCAAAGACAUAAAAAAGCGUACACUGAAGGAACAAUACGAGGCGGUGAAAAGGAAGACGGUGUUAAGUCACGUGAUGAAAUACGGUGACAUGGAUGUCACGCGGGAUAACUUCGUGAAAGUGCUGAAAGGCGAUAAGAAGCUUGAAUCCAACGAGAAGAAGGUGCUUAGAAGCGGUCCUGAUGACAAUGUGUUCAUCUUCUUCUCUGGCUUUGGUACGACUUCCUAUAUUGCCUUCCUAGGAGGAUAUAUGAAUGCCAUGGAGUUGAACGAUACCCUCGCCUACAUGCAUUCAAAAAAAAAGUUCAACAAAUUGGUGCUGUACGUGGAGUCUUGCAAAUCUGGCUCUAUGUUUAAAGAUGUUCUUCCUUCGAAUAUGGGAAUCUACGUAACAACUUCAGCCAAGGAAGAUGAACAAUCAUGGGCUGUUUUUUGUUUUGACUCGAAAAUCGAUGUUUGUAUGGGGAACGAAUACUCGUAUGAAUGGAUUACAGAUUCGGAACAGAAUGACAUAAAAAAGCGUACACUGAAGGAACAAUACGAGGCGGUGAAAAGGAAGACGGUGUUAAGUCACGUGAUGAAAUACGGUGACAUGACGAUGGAAAGUCUCCCAGUUGGAAAGUUCCAAGGUCAUUAUGAUCAAUUGUUGCAUCGGAAUGGAACGAUAGCAGCGGAAAACGAGGAGGAGCAUGAAGCCGCUCGGCGAAGGCUGCACCGUGCACUUCAGCUUGGCCACAUCGUCAAGGAAACGUUUCGUAACAUCGUCAUGGAUGUGACAACCCACCAUAAGCCAACGAUAAAGGGUUUAUCCAAGAGGGAUGAGCUCAUGUGUUUCCGGGCAGUAUUCGAUCAAUUCCGGACGCAUUGCUUCACAAUUCAGCAGGCAAGUUGA
This is a messenger RNA of Opisthorchis viverrini, 945 nucleotides long. RefSeq lists its product as hypothetical. Lineage: Eukaryota; Metazoa; Platyhelminthes; Trematoda; Opisthorchiida; Opisthorchiidae. Bases 1 to 945 code for a protein of 314 amino acids. The transcript is spliced from 10 exons. Gene Ontology annotation, molecular function: cysteine-type endopeptidase activity. Gene Ontology annotation, biological process: vacuolar protein processing. The record is from RefSeq and is a predicted model, not a curated record.